This is a messenger RNA of Zerene cesonia (dogface butterfly), 2845 nucleotides long. RefSeq lists its product as uncharacterized. The coding region runs from base 119 to 1963 and encodes 614 amino acids. Lineage: Eukaryota; Metazoa; Arthropoda; Insecta; Lepidoptera; Pieridae. The transcript has 9 exons. The record is from RefSeq and is a predicted model, not a curated record.
AUUUUGUUAAAAAAGGGUGGAGUGGAGAUUAGCUUUGUUUUUACUUGUCUGUUGACGAUUUAAAAAUUUUAUUUAAAUCCGACUUCUAAAUGUGUGGUAUAUAAAAUAGCACUCAAAUAUGAAGUGUAUAUUAUUUAUUUCGAUAUGUAUAUUUAUAAGUUGUGUGCUGCCGAUAUCGUCAGAAUGUAAUAUUCCAAUAGUUCUAAGGAAUUCUUGGUUUUCAUUUGAAAAUGGUCAACAGACAACUACUGACAUCAACGCAAAUGAAAUGACCGGCAGAGGAGUGUGUGUUAACAUACAUUCUGAGUCACAGUCAAAUUACUCUAUGGUAUUUAAAUACACCAAUUGUUACUAUUGUGUGAAACUUAUGGUCAGAACGGUGAAUGUUCUGGAGAAGAUCGAGACUCCCUGUGUGGACUUGGAGCCACAUGAAGAGCCGACAGUGGAGAGAGUGUGCAGGCAUCUCAACCCCGAUCAAUAUUUUGUUACCCUGUUUGCUGAGAAUUUUGUUCCUGUAAAUUGUCGCUCAUCAUUGGAAGGCGUGUGGCAGUUUGCGUAUCAAAACCGCUUCAGAUUCACAGGUGAAUGUAACAAUCCCGAAGCACAAAUAAGAUCCUGUCAGACAGCUGGUACGCAGUUCUUGAUCACAAAUCAAAAGUUUAAUAUCACAUACAGAAAGUGCCCCGGAAUGUCUGGUACAUUUGAGGGUGUUGUUGAAUAUAGUUGUUUGGGACAUUGGUUUGUCAAUAAAAACAUGUUCUUUGCUGUGGCAAACACAAAGGAAUCUCGUAAGGACGAAAGAUACCGCUGUUUCUUGAGGAACAGAGAUGAUGAUCUCUAUAUUGGUGCAUCCAUAACGCCGCAAUGCAGUACCUUGAAAACCGUUGAGAAGUCUCCAGAGAGAUAUAGGAUAACACCAGUGAAAGCUGAAGUUGUAGAACCAGGCUGUCGAUUACCACAAAACUUUUCUGGCGAUUGGAUCAAUACCGCUAACAUAGACGCUGACGUGUUUAUAAACGAAACACAUAUAAUCGAGACCUAUUAUCCUGAUGAGGGGCGAUAUAGACGUACCAUUUAUGUGUGCAGAGAACAGCGUGACAGCAGAGUGAUGAUGGCAAGAUUAACUGUAGAUGGGUGUCAGAAGGAUUAUGUCUGUUUUGAUUUUGUACCACAACAUCAUAACGUCAUAAGGUUCCGCAAAGGUUUAGCCAUGACGCAAAACAAUUUCCACACAGUGUGCUCUUGGGUACAGUUUCAGAAUAAACAGAAGUGGCGUUAUGAUAUAUUCCUUAAGAAGGAUCCAACGCCCAUCAGAUGCCCGGUUGCUGGAAAAUUUAACUUCACGCAAAGAGGCGAUGUUAGGUUUGAAACAAGAAUCCUUGGGGGUGUCACACUAAGUCCUCGGCCCAAUUUGUACUGCAAAAUAAAUAUAAGUGAUUUCUCUGUGUGUGAUGUCGAUCAGAAAACAGUUCAGAUAAAGGAGAAUUACUGCCUCUCUGUUGAUUAUUUGGGAAGACCAGUGGAUAUUUAUAGUGACCCAGAUUAUAAGAUGAAAUGUAUUGGAUAUUGGAAAGAGAACUUGAAGUCGUAUUUAAUUACGUAUGACGAACUUGAUCCAUUCUCCAAAUAUAGAUGUUGGGUAUAUCAGAGAGCAGAUCUUAAUAGAGUGCUCAUGUCCCAAGCUCUCGGCGCAUAUUGUGAUUUGAAACAAGAUGUUACGUCAUGGAACUAUACAGAGGGCGCUGCGGUCGCGAUAGAAAUGGAAGAGUAUGAAAGGGAAAGAGAUCAAUGUCCAAUGCACUUCGACGAUGGGAGUGACCCUUGGGCGACAAAAGAGAACUUUAUUAAAGUGUUCUCAUUCUCCUAUUCGUUUUGGAGAGGAAACAGUGCGCCGGCGUUGUAUAUGACAAACUUAACAAUAGUGGUUCUAUUAGUUUCUGUUAUGAAAUGCCUACUUACUUAAAUAUAGGUUAGAAUCCAUUUCUCUUAAUUUUUUAUUACAAUGUGAAUAUAUAUGCAUAUGCAUCAGUAUCUUUGAUGAUGAAAGUGAGUCAUUUUUUACUAAUAGAAUGACUAACUAAUAUUUUUAUUUCAGUUUACUUAAAAAUACGUAGAAACAAUUUGGGUUCUGAGGAACUUGUACUUAGGUACUAGCAAUAACUCGUAAGAAGUAAGGUACAGUCAAUCAUUAUGGGUAAAAUUUAUUGGUUAAUGCUAUAGUUUCCUAACUACUGCCUUAAUGUUUAUCUAGAUAUGUGUAAUUUAGUGUAUUUUUAGUAGAAUCUCUGAGCACAAUAAUUAGUGAAUUGUAAUUAACCAAUUUCAAAGAGUUUUAUUUUCUUUAUAUAAUAGCUUGUUUUAUAGAAUAAAUAAUAAUGAUCUGAUAUAAAACAUUUUAAAGUACUGUAUGUUUAUUGUAAUCUAACCAGCACAAUCUUUAGGAUAUAAAUAUGGGUAAAAUUAAGUGCCUUAAAUAAUGUAGGGUUUAGUAGCUUAAAAAUUUUCGUAGAAAUCUUAAUUGUAUACCUCAAUUUAUAAAAUUCUUUGUUUUUUUUCUACAAUUAAACUUUGUAUACUAACGGCAGCAUAUUUGUCAAAUCAACUUAGUUUUUGUUAAACCAGUUUGCAGCAGGCAUUGUACAAUUUAUAUUGUAUUAGACAUAUAAGUAUUAUAUCAAAAGAUACAAAAUCCGUCCAGUUAUAUAGUUUAAGCAUUAUAUUUUUUAAGUCUUAUGAGACUGUUUUUAAUGUAUAAUUUUAAUUUUUCUAAAAGACAUUUCUUUAAACAAUCCGUCCAAAUAUUUUUAUAAUUUUUUCUGACAAUAAAAGUUAAAACAUUUAAAUG